Molecule: messenger RNA, 977 nt
Organism: Impatiens glandulifera
Lineage: Eukaryota; Viridiplantae; Streptophyta; Magnoliopsida; Ericales; Balsaminaceae
Product: chlorophyll a-b binding protein AB96
Exons: 1
Coding region: 64-855 (263 amino acids)
Biological process (GO): response to light stimulus; photosynthesis, light harvesting in photosystem I
Cellular component (GO): chloroplast envelope; plastoglobule; chloroplast thylakoid membrane
Source: RefSeq, a predicted model, not a curated record
AUUUCAUCAACCUAACUAACUAUUUUAAGCAAUUUAGCUUACAAAUCUUAUUUUCCACAUAAGAUGGCUGCCUCCACCAUGGCUCUUUCUUCCCCUUCCUUCGCCGGAACCGCGGUUAAACUCUCCCCUGAGGUGAUUGGCACUGGACGUAUCACAAUGAGGAAAACCGUGACCAAGAAAGUAGCCUCCUCAGGCAGCCCAUGGUAUGGCCCAGACCGUGUCAAGUACUUGGGACCAUUCUCAGGUGAGGCCCCAAGCUACCUCACUGGAGAAUUCCCUGGUGACUAUGGGUGGGACACUGCUGGACUCUCAGCUGACCCAGAGACAUUUUCCAAGAACCGUGAGCUAGAGGUCAUUCACUCUAGAUGGGCCAUGUUGGGUGCAUUGGGUUGUGUCUUCCCCGAGCUUUUGGCUCGCAACGGUGUUAAAUUUGGCGAGGCCGUCUGGUUCAAAGCUGGAUCUCAAAUCUUUAGUGAUGGUGGAUUGGACUAUCUUGGUAACCCAAGUUUGGUCCAUGCCCAGAGCAUCUUGGCCAUUUGGGCUACCCAAGUGAUCUUGAUGGGAGCCGUUGAGGGAUACCGCAUUGCUGGUGGACCACUUGGUGAGGUCGUUGACCCACUAUACCCGGGUGGGAGCUUUGACCCAUUAGGUUUAGCUGAUGACCCGGAGGCUUUUGCAGAGCUCAAAGUAAAGGAGCUCAAGAAUGGUAGACUAGCUAUGUUUUCUAUGUUUGGAUUCUUUGUUCAAGCCAUAGUAACUGGAAAAGGUCCAUUGGAGAACCUAGCUGAUCACCUUGCAGACCCUGUUAACAACAAUGCUUGGUCUUAUGCCACCAAUUUCGCACCUGGAAAAUGAGAUUUAUUCCCAUUUGGUUCAUUGGUGAUUGUAAAGUUAUUGUGAAUUAUUAUUAUGUGGUUUAUAAAGAAAUGAGAACUUUGUUUUCCCUAUAUAAUUGAGAUGGUUUUAUUAGUGUUUAA